Alnus glutinosa is the source of this 1559-nucleotide messenger RNA. Its product is annotated as UDP-glycosyltransferase 76E2-like. Bases 66 to 1415 code for a protein of 449 amino acids. NCBI's taxonomy places the organism in Eukaryota, Viridiplantae, Streptophyta, Magnoliopsida, Fagales, Betulaceae. The transcript is spliced from 2 exons. Gene Ontology annotation, molecular function: UDP-glycosyltransferase activity. The record is from RefSeq and is a predicted model, not a curated record.
UUCAGAUAGAGAGAAUUCAGAAAGAAAAAAUUGAGAGAGAGAGAGAGAGAGAGAGAGUGAGAGAGAUGGAAAAGGAAAGAAAGAGAAGUCUCCGGGUGGUGCUAGUCCCAUUCCCGUUCCAAGGCCACAUAACCCCAAUGCUUCAGUUGGGCAGCAUCCUCCACUCCAAUGGUUUCUCCAUCACUGUCGUUCACGCCCAAUACAACUCCCCCAACCCUUCAAGCCACCCUGAUUUCAGCUUUAUUCCCUUGCCGGAUACCUCAUCCGGCCCGCCCGUACCUGGCGAUAUAAUAGCUUCUUUAGUACAGCUUAAUACCAAUUACAAAGCUCGUUUCCAGGAAUGCUUGGCUGAAGUGAUGAGGCAACAGGGCCCGGACGAUGGAAUCGCCUGCAUCAUCCACGAUGAGUUGAUGUACUUUUCCCAAGCAGAGGCGAAGGACCUGAAGCUUCCAAGCAUCGUCUUAACCAUCAGUAGUGCCGCCAAUUUUCUUGCUCGUGCUGCCCUUAUCCAACUCAGGGCAGAAGGCCACAUCCCCUUCCCAGAAUCUAUGUCGCAGAAUCUCGUUCCGGAGCUUUAUCCACUUAGGUUCAAGGAUCUACCUAUUUUUGAAAAAUUAGAUGAUUAUUUGCCAAUAGUGAGUAAAGCUUUUAACAAUAAAACAUUUUCACCCAUCAUUUAUAAUACAAUUGAAUGCCUUGAAAAUUCAUCAUUGGCAAAGAUCCAACAGCAAUAUCAAGUUCCAAUAUUUCCAAUAGGCCCUAUGCAUAGGAUUGUCUCGACUGCUUCCUCUAGUAGCUUAUUGGAAGAGGACAUUAGUUGCUUGACAUGGCUUGAUAAGCAAAGUUGUAAAUCUGUCAUUUACGUAAGCUUGGGAAGUGUGGCAUUCAUGGACAUCAAAGAGCUUGUUGAGAUGGCUUUGGGGCUAGCAAACAGCAUGCAACCUUUCUUAUGGGUGGUUCGGCCAGGCUCAGUUCGUUGUGCUGAAUGGAUUGAGGUAUUACCUGAAGGUUUCAAAGAAAACAUUGGUGAGAGGGGUUAUAUUGUGAAAUGGGCACCCCAAAAAGAAGUUUUGGCGCACGGCGCUGUGGGAGGGUUUUUGAGCCAUUGUGGAUGGAAUUCAACGAUAGAGAGCAUAUGCGAAGGAAUUCCAAUGAUAUGCCGACCGUGUUUUGGAGACCAGACAGUGAAUGCAAGGUAUGUCAGCCACGUAUGGAGGUUAGGCCUGGAAUUGGAGGGUGAUUUGGAGAGAGGUGAGAUAGAGAGAGCUAUAAGAAAAGUAAUGGCGGAAGAGGAAGGGGAGGCCAUGCGGGAAAGAGCUAAGAAUUUGAAGGAGAAUAUUGAACUUUGCACUAAAGAAGGUGGCUCUUCCUACAAUUCCUUGAAGAGGCUGGUGGAGAUGAUCAUGUCAUUUUAAUACCGCAUCUGCUAUUAUUGCUUUACAAUUGACUAGCUAGCCCUCUUUUCUACAUUUGAUACUUCAUGUAUAUGGAUUAUGGACUAAGGAUCGAUCGGAGAUCAAACAUUUUUAUUUUUAUUUAUUUAUUUAUUUUUGUGUGUG